Enhydra lutris kenyoni (northern sea otter) is the source of this 2836-nucleotide messenger RNA. Its product is annotated as p21 (RAC1) activated kinase 5. The transcript is spliced from 10 exons. The record is from RefSeq and is a predicted model, not a curated record. Gene Ontology annotation, molecular function: ATP binding; protein serine/threonine kinase activity. Gene Ontology annotation, cellular component: cytoplasm. Bases 307 to 2466 code for a protein of 719 amino acids. NCBI's taxonomy places the organism in Eukaryota, Metazoa, Chordata, Mammalia, Carnivora, Mustelidae. Gene Ontology annotation, biological process: protein phosphorylation; apoptotic process; intracellular signal transduction.
UGGCCCCCGCCCCCCUUGCCCCUACCCAGCCUGUAGUAGUUGCCCGGCGUGCGCCCGCGGAGACCGGGAACAUGGCGCUCCGAGCGAUGUAGCAGCCGCGGAGGGGAAGCGGAGGAGGCGCCGCCGCUGCGCUGACAGCCAGCCGCCAGAAAUAUACUGUGGCAAAAUGCUUCCACCUCUUGCCAAAAUGAACACUGAAGAAAAAUGAAGAGCACUGAAGAACUCCGACAAAAAGUUGCAGGACAGAAAUAGCCAAACUCCUCUGGAGUCUGAUUCAUCCACAGCCAUCAAAAAAAGGUUUGCAUCAUGUUUGGAAAGAAAAAGAAAAAGAUUGAAAUAUCUGGUCCCUCCAACUUUGAACACAGGGUGCACACCGGGUUUGAUCCACAAGAACAGAAGUUCACGGGCCUCCCCCAGCAGUGGCACAGCCUCUUAGCGGACACGGCCAACAGGCCGAAGCCCAUGGUGGACCCUUCCUGCAUCACACCCAUCCAGCUGGCGCCCAUGAAGACAAUCGUUAGAGGAACUAAACCAUGCAAGGAAACCUCCAUCAACGGCCUGCUAGAGGACUUUGACAACAUCUCCGUGACUCGCUCCAACUCCCUAAGGAAGGAAAGCCCGCCUACCCCAGACCAGGGAGCCUCCAGCCACGGUCAAGGCCAUCGGGAAGAAAAUGGCUUCAUCACCUUCUCACAGUAUUCCAGCGAAUCUGAUACCACUGCUGACUACACAACCGAGAAGUAUCGAGAAAAGAGUCUAUAUGGCGAUGACCUGGAUCCAUUUUACAAGAGCAGCCACGUGGCCAAGCAAAAUGGGCAUGUUACCAAGACCAAACACGGGGAGGCCCACUAUCCUGAGAUGAAGCCUUGGAAAUCCGAUCUCGCCAGAUUUCCCCUUGAUUAUCACGCACACUUGGACUCACUGAGCAAACCAAGUGAAUACGGCGACCUCAAGUGGGAGUAUCAGAGAGCCUCAAGCAGUUCCCCUCUAGAUUACCCAUUCCAGUUCACGCCUUCUAGAACUGCGGGGACCAGUGGGUUCUCCAAGGAGAGCCUGGCGUUCAGCGAAAGCGAGUGGGGACCCAGCCUGGAUGACUAUGAUAGGAGGCCAAAGUCGUCCUACCUGCAUCAGACCAGCCCUCAGCCCACCAUGCGGCAGAGGUCCAGGUCAGGCUCAGGGCUCCAGGAACCCAUGAUGCCCUUCGGAGGAAGUGCAUUUAAAACACACCCCCAAGGACACUCAUACAACUCCUACACCUACCCUCGCUUGUCCGAGCCCACAAUGUGCAUUCCAAAGGUGGAUUACGAUCGAGCACAGAUGGUCCUCAGCCCUCCGCUGUCAGGGUCUGACACCUACCCCAGGGGCCCCGCCAAACUACCUCAAAGUCAAAGCAAAGCAGGCUAUUCCUCAAGCAGCCACCAGUACCCAUCUGGGUACCACAAGGCCACCCUGUACCACCACCCCUCCCUGCAGACCAGUUCCCAGUACAUCUCCACGGCUUCUUACCUGAGCUCCCUGAGUAUCUCAUCCAGCACCUAUCCCCCACCCAGCUGGGGCUCCUCUUCAGACCAGCAGCCCUCCAGGGUGUCCCACGAACAGUUUCGGGCUGCUCUACAGCUGGUGGUCAGCCCAGGAGACCCCAGGGAAUAUUUGGACAACUUUAUCAAGAUUGGAGAAGGGUCCACCGGCAUCGUGUGCAUCGCAACCGAGAAACAUACAGGGAAACAAGUCGCCGUGAAGAAGAUGGACCUCCGGAAGCAACAGAGGCGAGAACUACUUUUUAAUGAGGUUGUGAUAAUGCGGGAUUACCACCAUGACAACGUGGUUGACAUGUACAACAGCUACCUUGUCGGCGAUGAGCUCUGGGUGGUCAUGGAAUUUCUAGAAGGUGGUGCCUUGACAGACAUUGUCACUCAUACCAGAAUGAAUGAAGAACAGAUAGCUACCGUCUGUCUAUCGGUUCUAAGAGCUCUCUCCUACCUUCACAAUCAAGGAGUGAUUCACAGGGACAUAAAGAGUGACUCCAUCCUCCUGACAAGUGAUGGCCGGAUAAAGUUAUCGGACUUUGGUUUUUGUGCUCAAGUUUCUAAAGAGGUGCCCAAGAGGAAAUCACUGGUUGGCACUCCCUACUGGAUGGCACCCGAGGUGAUUUCUAGGCUACCUUAUGGGACAGAGGUAGAUAUCUGGUCCCUCGGGAUCAUGGUGAUAGAAAUGAUAGAUGGCGAACCGCCCUACUUCAAUGAGCCUCCCCUCCAGGCCAUGCGGAGGAUUCGGGACAGUUUACCUCCAAGAGUGAAGGACCUACACAAGGUUUCUUCAGUGCUCCGGGGAUUCCUAGACCUGAUGCUGGUGAGGGAACCCUCCCAAAGAGCCACAGCCCAGGAACUCCUUGGACAUCCAUUCUUGAAACUGGCAGGUCCGCCAUCUUGCAUCGUUCCCCUUAUGAGACAAUACAGACAUCACUGAGUAGAGGAUUCUACUGGUGGAAUCAAGGUGGAAGAGCUAGAUGAGGACAUGACAAUAAUUCAGGAGAACAUGAGGAACAUGAAAAAGGCCUGUGUACUCGAACCAGCUGAUCGGUGGGACAAUGUGAUGACAGGCAGGGUUCAACAGACCAGGGCAUCUUCUUGUGUCUUAAAACAGGCAUCUCUCCACUGACAGCUGGCGUGGUCAUUUGGAACACGGCUUUAAUAGUCAUUAUUAUAUUUUUCAGCCCUUCAUCCAGCAAAUCAGAAGGACUCAGUACAAACUCCGUUACGACAUAUCCUAGCUACAUGCAGGGUAAUGCAUAGGAUUUUCUAUAUUGAAAGAAUAAUUUUCUGGCAAAAAAAAAAAA